AUGGUGUGGUGGUCGGAUCCUGGCAAGGAGGUCUUGAAUAUCUUAUUCAACCGCGUCCUUGCCCCUUAUGUCGAGAACCUGGACAUGAAUCAGGUGAACUACGGGAUUGGUCAAGGCCGAUUGACAUUGACCAAUCUACGGCUCAAGAAGGGCGCUCUUGACAAAUUCAGUCUCCCAGUCGAUGUUAUCGAGGGUCAUCUUGGGAAGUUCACACUUUCCCUUCACUGGAUGAACCUUGGGAACCAGCCUGUGGAGGUAUUGGUUGAGGAUGUGUAUUUGCUCGUGGUUUCGUCAUCUCAGUCAAAAUACGAUCCUGAAGAGGAUGAGCAAAGGAAGCAGGCAACCAAGGAGGAGCGUUUGCAAAAUGCGGAGUUGCUUCAUGUGCGAGGUACAUCUGAUGUGUCUCAAGACUCUCAACAGUCUGAGGGACUAGUAGCUUCAUUGACCACGAAGAUUAUCAACAAUCUUCAAGUGACAGUCCGAAACAUUCACGUCCGCUACGAGGACCAGCUCAGUGUACCCGGUCAUCCGUUCGCGGCCGGUAUUACGUUGGCUGGUUUCACUGCCCAGUCUGUGAAUGAGAAAUGGGAACCUGCCUUCAUCGACAGCAAGGCCGGCGCGAUCCACAAGUUGGGGAAGCUCGAAUCCUUGUCAAUAUACUUUGACACCGAUACAAGCAGUAUGGCAGAACUUUCACAUGCCGAAUUUGUAGAACAGUUUGCUGCAUUAAUAUCCAAGGACAACAAUCUCCCUAUUCAUCAGUUCAUCCUCAAGCCCGUUACUGGAGAAGGAAGGAUCAUUAUGAACCACAAGUUGGACAAUGAAACGCCUCGGUUUGAUGUCCAACUUCUGUUUGAUGAAAUCGGCGUUCUGUUGGAUGAUAACCAAUAUCGAGAUGCAAUUUCCCUUCUUGACAUGUACCAUUUUUAUAUGCGGCAGCAUCAGUACCAAAAAUAUCGACCUUCUGCGGAGGAGUUGGAGCGGAACCGACCUCAAGCCUUACUCCGUUUUGCAGCAACUGCGAUCUUGGACGAGGUUCGUGAACGUAGGCGGAAAUGGACCUGGGCAUACUUUGCCGAACGACGUGACGAGAGGCACAGAUACGUCGAUCUCUUCAAGAAGAAACAGUUGAAUCCUCUGGUAGACACGGAACGUUCGAUGCUCGAGGCGCUAGAGACAAAGUUGUCGUACGAGGAUAUUCGUUUCUACCGUUCCAUCGCGCGAUCACAACUCCGGAAAGAUAUGGCCACGCGCAAGCGAUUGGAGGAAGAGAGGAAGAAGCAACAGCCUGAGACACGUAGUACCUGGACUAGCUGGAUAUGGGGAUCUUCCGAGACGACCAGCUCAACUGCAGACGAAUCAGUGUUUUCGGGAGAUAUGACGGAUCAGCAGCGCAAAGAGCUAUAUGAAGCCCUCGACUAUAACGAAAAGGAGGCCUUGGCAGAAUCUUUUGAAACACCUCAAGACGCGUUGAAGGCCCGUGUCGUGGCACAGUUGAACCGAGGUUCUCUUGCGCUGAAGACGGAUCCGCAUGGCAGGAACAAGGAGAUCCUGUCGGUUGUUUCCGAUGUGUUUCAGGCUACUUUUAUCCAAAGGCCGGAUAACUUCGAGACCUCCAUUACACUUGGCGGAUUUGAGGUUCAUGACGGGACGACUUCCAGAACGUUAUAUCCCGAGGUUGUCCACGUUCAGGAAAGCAGGAACGGCGGCGACAUCGUUAAGACGCAGCCGGUCGGAAACGAUACAAUAUCAGAUGUGGUCGAUCCUUUCUUCUACGUGAAGUUUGAGAACAAUCCUAUGGAUGGACGCGCAGACAAUGCAUUGACAGUGCGACUGCGUUAUAUGGAGAUCAUCUACCACAAAGGGUAUAUUGAGGCGGUGUACAAGUUCUUCAAGCCCCCUUCGAGCCAACUGGAGUCAGUCGAAGCACUUCUGAAUGCAGCUAGCCAAAGUCUUGAAGGUUUUCGAAAAGAGACCAGAGCUGGUCUGGAAUAUGCGCUACAAUCCCACAAGACGAUUGAUGUUCAGAUGGAUCUGAAUGCACCUAUAAUCAUCAUCCCCGAAGAUAUUACGACAAACAACUGCAAGCACCUUGUGAUUGAUGCCGGUCAUAUUUCGAUCGAGAGCGAGCUCGCGAACAAGAAAGCGAUUCAAGAAAUUCGCGCGAAACGCAAGCAACAAUAUACUGAUGAAGAUUACAAACAUCUGGAGUCCAUGAUGUACGACAGACUGACUGUAAAGCUUAAGGAUGCGCAAUUUGUGGUCGGAAAUGACUUGGCUUCGUGCAGACAAGCGCUGAACUCGAAUAGCCAUGAUAAUUUGCACCUGUUGGAACGCAUCAACGUCGAGCUUCAGGUGCAGAACUCCAUGGUGCCGAGUGCUUACAACCUCGCGCGCUUUAAGAUCUCGGGCCAUCUGCCCACUCUGCAAGUAAACAUGUCUGAUACAAAGUACAAGUCUCUCAUGAGGCUGGUUGACGUGUGCAUCCCGAAGUUCGAUGAAGACAAUGCCGAUGCGACUAUCACCCGUCCUGGCACAGCAAUUCAGGGCACAGGAGCAUUCAUAUUACCUGCGGGACUGUUCGGUGCCGCUCAGUCCGAGUACAACAUUGAUGAUCAAGAUGACGAUCAAGAUGAGCAGACGCUUGCCCCUCUUGAUGCACAGGACGACCGGUUCUUUGAAGCAGAGGAGGGAGAUACCGAUAGUUCAGCUCUACAUCAACACAUAGUUGAAUUCACCUUCCACGUGGAUACUUUGCGAGCUUCACUAUACAAGUCCAACAGUGACGGGAGUGAGCGACCUCUGGGAGAUGUGACAUUUGAACGAUUCGCGCUUGCUUUUGAAAUGGCGAAAUUCGUUAUGACGGUAGACGUCAACCUCAGUUCCUUGUCGUUGAACGUCGUCCAGCCUGGCAGGGAACCAAUUCAAUUCAUAUCUUCGGCGGAGCCAAAGGCAGGGGAUUUACUGAUUGUGAAGUAUACCCGCGUUCAGCAAAUUUCUCCGGAGUUCCUAUCACUGUAUGAAGGUAUAGACCAGAACGUUGACAUCAGGAUCACGACCUUCGUCUUCCGGGCUGCACCGGAACCAGUGUUAUCUCUGUACGAAUUCAUCAUGACGACGUUCGUCCCUCAGAGGGCCGAUGUCGUCCUCACGCCACCUCCGAUAGAUGGACUGGAGAUACCCAAUGAAAUUGGCAAAACGGAGGCGCGUACGAGCCGGAGUACAUCUGAGAAGACAAGAGUUGUGCUCAAACUGGCCAGCAUUCAAGUCAUACUCAUCAACAAUGAUGUGAGGAUUGCAACCGUGUCCUUGUCGACGGCCGCUGUUUCUAUAUUCUUGCGUGCCAACACAAUGUGGAUUAACGGCCGUCUAGGUAGCUUGGAUGUUCUCGAUGAUUCUCAGGACCCAGUCACUUCGCCAGCCUUCAAGCAGGUUCUCUCCAUAGAAGGCGACAACUUCGCAGAUUUCCAGUAUCAAACAUUCGAUCCCCAGGACAAAGACACGUAUACGGGCAUCGGGUCGUCUUUUUAUCUCAAUACCGGUUCACUUAAGCUUCUCUAUAUUGAGCAAUCUCUGCACGAUGUGUAUCUGUUCCUUGCAAAACUGGCGAAGAUGAAGGGCUUAUAUGACGCAGCAACUGAGGCUGCUGUUCAAAGGGCAUCCGAGAUCGAGCGGAUGCAGUUCGACAUAUCGAUCAAAACACCGAUCGUAGUAUUUCCUUCCGAUCCUCUAACUUCCCUUGAUGUGCUCACAAUGCGGUUGGGGGAGUUCAGCGCCCGCAACAUCUAUGAAGAUAUGGCCAAUCGUAUAACUGCAAGUCUCAGUGGGAUGCAAUUUACCUCGCAGUUCUACCACGACAAGCAACCAUCUGUACUCAAGAUGAUUGAUGAUAUCGACGUGAACGCGGACAUUCUUAUCAAGAGCGAGCUCGAUCGUUCAAAGGACGUCAAUACCCCAGACACACAGAUCGUGAUCCGUAUAUCAGAUAUCAAGUUACAUUUGACUCAAGUUCAGUAUCAAACGCUCAUUGCGUUAUCACAGUCGAUUCCGAGGGUGCUAGCAGGUGCUCCCGAAGGUUUUGCUCAGGCCAGCGAUUCUUCCAUAUCAAUGAGGUCUCAGGAGAGCCACGUACCCGAUUCCUUCCCGCCAGUGGAUCUUCAGCCUGAAUUGCGCCCUGUACCAUCGCCUGAUGGUGCACACACUUGGACCAGUGCAGAUCUCGUCGUCUCAAUGGACUCUGUGAAGCUGCACCUGUAUGAUGACCACGCGACUACUGAGACCAACAUGAAAACCCGUGGAAUCGCGAGGUUUGCCCUCAGCGACAACACUUUGCGGGCGAAGAUGCUUUCCGACGGCUCAGUCGAAGCUCAGCUGGUAUUGAAGUCGAUGACGACGAGUAAUACGCGCCCAGGAAACUCCAAAUUCCGAGAAAUCAUGCCCGCCGCUCGUCAUGAACGCAAUCAAGUUAUGAUCCUGUAUACGAGAUCCGGCGGCGCAGAUGGAUCUGCCUUGGCCAUUGUCACUGUGGACUGCCCUGAGAUUAUUUUCGCGGUUGAUCCAGUUAUCGCACUUCUCCAAUUUUUCACCAGUGCUUUCCCUCCAACCCCCGCACCAGCAGCAGACGAUCUCGCGGUCGAAGUCGACAUUGCUGAGACAAAUUCCUUACCUCCGGCCUUUGACUUCCGGCUUGAUCUGCACGAUGCCUCUAUCAGUGUGCUAGAAGAUGAUUCGGAUGCAGAGUCGCAGGCAAUCCGCUUGUCAGUUAAGCAGGUGUUACUCUCACAACAGGGCAUCUUUGCGCUAAGCGUCGAUCAUCUUGGCAUGUCUCUCAUGCGCAUGGGCAAACUUUCGGAGAGCGUUCGCUUCAUGGACGACGUGGACCUUACAUUCACUUUGGACAGUCGUUCUAGUGCUUCGCAGCGUACAUCCAACUUGGAAGUCUCGGUCAAACCCAUAGUAUUUCGCGCGUCCUAUCGCGACAUCCUGCUCAUCAGUUCUAUCGCGAAUAAAGCUGUGGAUCUAUAUAACAAGUCCAUUCAGUCUUCUGACGCCGACAACACCGAUACCAUUGAACAGCCGAUUGGUAACAAUUCAAGACGGCCGGAGUUGAAAAUUAGGAAAUCGUCCAGAUUAGCAAGCUCUCAGGUUCGGCCCGUGGGCCGAGCUCGCGUACUGAUCUCGAAGGAACAAUUCAAAGGAUCUUUUGACGGACUACGUCUAGUGGUAAUUGGUGAUUUGCAUGAGCAACCAAUGCUUCAUGUUAGGGUUAAACCAUUCAUUCUUGGUGCGAAAGACUGGUCUGGCGAGAUGCAAGCUACGUCGACGCUGGCUGUUCAUACCAGUUAUUGGAACCUAGCUACUUCACACUGGGAACCUUUGAUCGAUCCCUGGACGUUCACCACAACGAUUGCAAGGGACGCCUCGACUGGUGGAAUGAAGAUGACCCUGUCGGCGCGGGAGCGAUUGGAUAUCAAUGUCACUACCACAUUUGUUGAACUGGUCCUUUCCACAGCGAAAAUGAUGGCACAGGAGGGCGAAAAGGUACUCCGAAGUGCUCGGGGAAGCUACGCGCCGUAUCGUAUCCGGAAUCGCACAGGAUCUGCGAUUUACAUAUGGUCUGAUGUCGAUACUAGUAGCAACGCAAAAGACAGUGUAUCCAAGCAGAUCCCUAACGGUCACAUUGUGGAUUGGAGAUUUGAAGAUUGGAAGACGAUCCGAGAGCACGUUUCGUCGAGCGGACACAAUAGCUUAGGAGUCCAGAUCGUUGGCAAGUCCUGGGAACAAUUGCGCAGCAUCCCAGUCGAUCGCGAAGGAGAAUACACCUUCUCUUUAAGACCUCGAAUAGAGAAGUAUAACCAUCGCCUACUAUGCGAAGUAAAGGUGCAAGACAACGUCAAGCUAGUGACUUUUCGUUCAACGUACAAAGUUGAAAAUGAGACGUUGUACCCGCUCGAGUUGACACUGGUAGACGAUGCUGGACAACCAGUUUAUUCAGUAGAAAAGAUUGCACCAGGCCAAGAUUACGCUCUCCCUAUUGAAGCAGUAAGCCAGUACCGAGUCAGGUUGCAACCAGAUCAGGGUUUCGGUUAUAAGUGGUCACCCGCAAUCCGGUGGGAAGAUCUUCUCGCGAGGCGCAGGUUCACUAUCAGAUGUCCGCAUGCCGACCCGACUGAGGCUGCAUUUCGCUUCCAAGCAUGGGUUGAAACCGAUGUCGGUGAUGUUCAUGCUCGGAAGAUCCCAAAGAUGACUUUGAAGCUGCGGGCGCCCAUCGAAUUAGAGAAUUUACUUCCUUACAACUUGGAAUAUCGCAUCUAUGACAAGGACACUGACCAGAAUUGGCGGAGCUAUCUCCGCAAAGGGGGAAUCAUGCCUGUUCACUCGGUUGAGCUAGGGCACCUCAUUUUACUCAAUGUUCAUGUUCAAGACACUGCAUUCAAACCGAGCGAAUUUGCUAUAAUCAACACCGAUGGCAAUUCUGAUUUCGACAUCGAAAGCCGACUGACUCUGAGAGACUCCUUUGAUCGCAAACUGGACCUGAGAUUGAACUACGUGCGUCAUUCCGACGGUGGAGGGUCAUUCAAGGUGCAGAUAUACUGCCCUUACCUCAUCGUGAACAAAACCGGGCUGCCCUUUGCUGUUAGACCCUCCAGCUCAAACCGAAUGGGCUCGUCGCAAGAUGUCGCAGGAGAAACCAGACUAGAUGUCUUGUCGACCCCGACCCCUUUCAUGUUGUCACGAUCCAGUGACGAGGGCAAAGAGUUCAGUUUUAAGAUCGGCGACUCAAGCUGGUCUCAGGUGGUUAGCCUUGAAGCACCUGCAGCCGAUGCAAGACUAGUUAUUUCGUCUCGAACGCAGAGACUGGAAGAAAUUCACAUUGGUCUUUCGUGGACCGAGGGUCUAGGAAAAUAUAAGCUGACGAAAGUCAUCACUCUGACCCCGAGAUUCAUCAUCAAGAAUAACUUCUCGGAAGCUAUUUCUUUCCGUGAACAUGGUGUUGCGCCGCGAGGCCGCUCAACACUUGAUCCCGACGAACGUUGCCCCUUGCACUUCAUUCGCGCAGGCGAUGAAAAGCUCCUCACUCUUGCACUUCCUGGUUUGAACGCACGAUGGUCCGCUCCAAUAAACAUCGAAGAUAUAGGCACUGUCCAUUUCCGUCUUCAAGGAAUAAGUGACCACCCGGAGCUGUAUCUCAUGCGUGCCGACGUUAAGAUCGACGGAUCUACUAUUUUCAUACAUAUAUCCCAAGCUCCUGAAGGGUGGCCGUUCACGAUUGAGAAUGAUAGCGAUCAUUCGUUUACUUUCUGUCAAACGGAUCAGACUCGGUACAACUCAGUAGCGGAGCCUACGACCCGACCGACGCCAACAUACUCUGUGUCCGCGAAAUCUAGUAUAGGUUAUGCAUGGGAUUACCCUGCAUGCAGAGAGAAAAAAUUGGUACUCAUCACCAACGGUUCGCGGCGUGCAAUCGACAUCAUGGAAAUUGGUGAUCUCGUUCCAUUCAGAUUCUCGGGAGGUCAAGGUAUCCGUACCGUUUCGCUGGAUGUUCGUGCGGAUGCACAUAAGCAGAUCUUGCGGAUCUCCAACUAUGACGCAGAGCACAGCCUUUACAGGCCGAAGCGUGGCAGUACUGUCUCACUUGCGCGACAAGACACGAUUAGCAGCAGUCAAGAUGCAUUCGAAGCUGUGCAAGAGGAGGUGCCUCCAUCUCUCACGUUGUCUCUUGAUUUUGCAGGCAUCGGCGUCUCCCUGAUCAACCGGAGGAUGACGGAGGUCGUCUAUCUGUCACUGAACGCUCUGACUUUCGUCUACACGGACAGCGAUGUUUCCCAGUCUGUGAAUUUAUGCUGCGGAAACUUCCAGUUAGACAACCAGCUGCAUGACGCUCUCUUCCCUGUCGUCGUUCAACCCACGCCAGUAUCGAAGGAGGCAAACAGUGGUGCGUCCAGUGUUGCGUCUCUUCCGACGGUUCAAGGUAGUACGAUCUGGCUCAAAGAUCAAGAGCAUGGGGUUUUCUUUGUCAAGUACUGUUCCAUACUCCUGCAGGCUCUCACAAUUGAGGCGGAUGAAGACUUCCUGUUUUCUGUAUUUGAUUUGACGAAGAUCAAGGGGGCCUCUUGGGACGAAGAUCAAGAGGACAUCCUAAUCCAAUAUCCCGACGAGAUUCCGGAACCACGAAGUAUCACUGCCGGUGAAGACUUGUACUUCGAGGUACUGGAACUGCAGCCGAUCAGACUCUCUAUCUCCUUCAUGCGCACCGAGAGAGUCAAUGGCGACGAGAAGGUCAGCAUCCGGAAUCCGUUCGCGGUUGUUGUCAACGCAAUCACUAUGGCGCUGGGAAACGUCAAUGAUGCACCACUCGAGAUGAAUGCACUGGCCAUCAAGGAUAUGCGUCUAACCUAUCCUGACCUCCACGGGCGCAUCAUGCAUCAUUAUUCUCAAGAAGUGCUACGACAGUUAUAUCGCAUUCUCGGCUCCGCUGAUUUCAUCGGUAACCCUGUCGGACUCUUCACUAACGUCAGUUCGGGGGUUGCAGACAUAUUCUAUGAACCUUUCAAUGGCGUUGUUAUGCAUGGAAACUCCGAGCUUGGUAUUGGCAUCGCUAAGGGAGCUGCGAGCUUCGUGAAGAAGACGGUAUUUGGUUUCUCUGAUAGCGUGACCAAAUUCACAAGCAGCGUCGGGAAAGGUCUUUCUGUAACAACGUUUGAUUCGGAAUACCAGCUGCGGCGACGAAUGAACCAAAGACGCAAUCGACCUCGUCAUGCCAUAUAUGGAGUCACCGCGGGAGCUGAAGCAUUUGCCAGUAGCUUCGUCAGCGGCAUGGAGGGCGUCGUGAUGAAACCAAUCGAAGGUGCAGAAUCCGAAGGAGCGAAGGGCUUUUUCAAAGGUGUUGGAAAAGGUCUGAUUGGUGCUGUGACGAAGCCUGUUGUCGGUGUGCUCGAUCUCGCUUCCAAUCUGAGUGAAGGUAUUCGGAACACCACCACCGUAUUUGAUAACCCUGCACGGGAUCGCGUUAGAUUUCCUCGUCUUAUUCCUGCUGAUGGAGUGCUCGUGCCUUAUUCUGAACGUGAAGCAUUAGGUCAAUAUUGGAUGAAAGACCUGGACAACGGUGCAUACCGUGAGGAGUUGUAUGUCGCACAUAUCAAUCUUCCUGGAGGGGAUAAUGUUGUGCUGCUGACUGCGUCAAGAGUGCUAUCGUUUUGGUCAAAGACGCUGCGUCUGGACUGGGAGCUACAAUUCACGCUCGUUCAAGGUGUCACAAUUGAGGAUACUGGGCUCAGAUUCGCACACAAGGCGGGCAAGGAGCAAGACAAGUUUGUAUUCAUACCCGACAAAACUUCGCAGGCGUGGUUCUUCGGCCAAGUCGCCUCAGUGGUAAAAUCAUUCAACGCGCGGCGCCGAAUGGACUCUUAG
Messenger RNA from Sparassis crispa, 9411 nucleotides. Its product is annotated as vacuolar protein sorting-associated protein. Gene Ontology annotation, biological process: mitochondrion organization; protein retention in Golgi apparatus; late endosome to vacuole transport. Gene Ontology annotation, cellular component: extrinsic component of membrane. The record is from RefSeq and is a predicted model, not a curated record. Lineage: Eukaryota; Fungi; Basidiomycota; Agaricomycetes; Polyporales; Sparassidaceae. The transcript is spliced from 47 exons. Bases 1 to 9411 code for a protein of 3136 amino acids.